Sander lucioperca (pikeperch) is the source of this 1935-nucleotide messenger RNA. RefSeq names its product paired like homeobox 2Bb (gene phox2bb). Gene Ontology annotation, molecular function: DNA-binding transcription factor activity, RNA polymerase II-specific; RNA polymerase II transcription regulatory region sequence-specific DNA binding. The coding region runs from base 1 to 858 and encodes 285 amino acids. Gene Ontology annotation, biological process: regulation of transcription by RNA polymerase II. NCBI's taxonomy places the organism in Eukaryota, Metazoa, Chordata, Actinopteri, Perciformes, Percidae. The transcript is spliced from 3 exons. The record is from RefSeq and is a predicted model, not a curated record.
AUGUAUAAAAUGGAGUAUUCUUACCUAAAUUCCUCUGCCUACGAGUCAUGUAUGGCCGGGAUGGACACGACGAGCUUGGCAUCGGCCUAUGCGGACUUCAGUUCGUGCAGUCAAGCCAGUGGGUUUCAGUACAAUCCCAUCAGGACCACUUUCGGAGCCACCUCCGGCUGUCCGUCCCUCACGCCGGGGUCCUGCAGCCUGGGGACCCUGCGGGACCACCAGAGCAGCCCGUACGCCGCAGUUCCCUACAAACUGUUCACGGAUCACGGCGGACUGAACGAGAAGAGAAAGCAGAGGCGCAUCCGGACCACGUUCACCAGCGCCCAGCUGAAGGAGCUGGAGCGGGUUUUUGCUGAAACGCACUACCCGGAUAUCUACACCAGAGAGGAGCUGGCACUUAAAAUCGAUCUGACUGAAGCCAGAGUGCAGGUGUGGUUCCAAAACCGGCGUGCCAAGUUUCGCAAGCAGGAGCGAGCAGCUGCAGCGGCCGCAGCGGCUGCCAAGUCCAAUUCUGGAAAGAAGUCCGACCUUAGAGAUGAAGACAGUAAAGAGACCAAAUCCACCGACCCCGACAGCACAGGAGGACCGGGCCCGAACCCCGUUCCCACCUCCAACUGCGGCGGACCGAGCCCCACCGGAGGCCAGGUCAACACCACCGGGAACGGACAGGUGGACCAAGUGAAGACCUCCGUGUCCAGCGGCAUGGGGGUGACAGCAGCGAGCCAAGGCUGGGCCACCGCUCCUGGGACCAUCACUUCUAUCCCGGACUCAUUGGGCGGGCCGUUCGCCAGCGUACUGUCGUCUUUGCAAAGACAGAACGGAGCCAAAGCUACAUUAGUAAAGACCAGCAUGUUCUAAUGAAGCUUGACAGCGGGGGAAGAAAAACAGCAGAGGAAAAGAGAUACGGUUCCUCAUCCUCCGGAGACUGAAAAGCAAUUGCCCAUGACAGACUUAAGGACAAAAAAGAGCAGUUCAAAAGAAGAUUACAACUCGGUUAUUUUAUUUUUAUGCCUUGCGCCGUUUCUUGUGGUCAGUUGACACUUUUGCUGUGAAAAUAUCCAUCUUGACAAGUCAAAUUGAUUGAUAAUUUUUGUUUUCUUAAAAAAAACAAACUGUUAGUUGGGUGAAAUGUUUUCACUUGUUUCCGGUCAUGUCUAAAAACUGAAAUCCUGAAAAAAGGCAGACGGCAUAUUACUGUACUAAUAUCAACAAAAUUACACUUCUGUUGAGAUUCGUCACGCGUAAAUUCAGAACAAGACAACAUAUCUCAUCCCAAAGCAAAAUGCCCCUCCUGUUUUAAGAUACAAACACAUUUAAGACUGAACACUGGAUGAAGUGACUUGUUAAGAUGAACAUUUUUUUGGCCAAUUUAUGAGCCAACACAGACGUCUGCGCACUGGAAACGCGUCGUGCCAUCAGUGAGCAAAGGAGCCUCGUUGAGUCGCAUUAUAUGUCAGAGUUCAACAGCUGCUUUGUUUGGUAGAGAGACGUUUAAUAUCCAUGACUGAGGAUGCUCUCUCACAAAUCCACAGUCCGACACAACAAAUACCCAACGAGACGCUAACACCAUUUGCUUCUCUGUUCUCUAUAAACACAACCCGCUGUUUGGAAGUAGCCUCUUUUCAGCUGUGUUUUUGUUUCCAGGGCGGCUGAGAGUUUAGUUUCUUUAAAUUAUCGAUAUAAACACAAUUAUUUCCUCGAGAAAAAAAAGGCACAAACUACUGCAAUGUUCACCUCUGACAGGAAAUCUGUGUGUUUUGUGUGUCUUUCUACGGCAGUGUUUUUGUGGCUCAAACUGUAUAGUGUUAAUACGUAUAAUUGUCUCCUAUAGUUGAACCAUAGGCCAUACUCCCUCGUAGAUCGAUCAUACAAGUCUUUUUGAUGUUUUACAAAAUUCCCUCGGAAGAAUUUAUUUUGGGUAAAAAAAAAAAAAAA